CACAAUGUUAUGUAGAUUUUGCAAUAAGAAAAUCCAAUUGUGACGUCUUCACCGUUAACAAAUCUAAUUUUCAAUUCAAGUAAUUUUACUCGUGUGAGAUAUGGACUCUGAAGAACACAAACACUGACUAGCCCUCUGGCGCUAAUGCUAGUGCUAAAUAAGGAGAAUCACAAGCCUGGUUGGCUUGCACAUGGCAGCACAAGAUGGCAGCCCCCUAAAUAGCGAGGCCUUCGCUUUAAGAAGCCUUAAGAUAAAAAGGCAGAUUCUUGGGCAAUGAAAACCAAAUAGUUUUUAUUUUACAGCAUGUGCACACUUAGACAAACAUACUUGUGGGCAGUACAUUACAUUACAUCUGCCAAAUAGUUGCUGACCUGAUGUUGUGUUGAGCUAACGCUAAUCAGUUUGUCCUUAUGUCCAACGAGGGAUGAGUGAUAUGGCUGAACUCGAUUUUCUCCUUAAAAGCAAAUUACAAAUGAGUAAAAAAAUGAUUCAAAACAAGUUUCCCAGGUGGGAUUAAAGUGCAACAAAAUGCAAACAUAUAAUAAAAUGUUUGACCCUGCCAUUUGUUAUUUUAAUGUUAAUACAGGGGACCAGGCGGACCAUCAGCAGUGAAUGUUCAUGAGAAAAAAUGGAGUUUAUAAUAUUUUUAGGCUGUUCUGCUGUAAGACAAAUAAUUAGACUUUCAAUUGUAAUCAAUUAUAUAGUUAAUGUAAUAUUUAGUGCAUUUCACUAAUUUAUUCAAUAUAAUACAAUACAAUUAUCAAUGCAACAGCCUUUAAAACAAGUAAAAGCCACCACAGAUACUACAGUACAUAAUCUCAAUAUAUUGUCAAGCUAAAUGUUUCUAUGAAAUAUGGAGAGAUUUCCUCAAGGUAUUGUUUAGAACAGACACACAGAUUAUUGUUCAUAAUCCCAUGACAUUUACAGUGAUCCCUAUAAAACUCACACAGUCAAAGACGUCAGACUUAGAUUUGUUUAACUCACGCGACUAUCAACAAGACUCAUGAACUUUUCAAACACGGGCAGAAAUGUAACGACGCUCGUCGUCCGGGACACUUUACAGACGGCCAUCAUCAAGAACGUGAUCACUGUGGUUCUCUGCAUCUCCAUCAACUACAUCAACAGCACCCUGGUGCACACGUUCACAAAACACCAGGUUUUCAACAUGAACCCUCGCUACAUCCUGUACAUCCAUCUGGUGAUCAACGACAUCAUCCUCCUGACCUUGUUCACCCUUGUUCAAGUCCUGAGUUACAUCGUGUUCACUCUCAAUGUCUCCCUCUGUAUAGUUCUGUUGCUCAUGGCUAUGUGUGCAAGCAUCAACAAUCCUCUGACACUCGCCGUCAUGGCCGUAGAGUGUUACGUAGCAAUAUGCUUCCCGCUCCGACACUCUAGGAUCUGUACAGUCAAGAAAACGUACGCUGUGAUCGGAGUGAUAUGGAUGCUGAGUUCACUCUCCGUCUUCCCAGAUUUAUUUGUCUCCUUGGCCACAGAAUCUAUGGAAUUCUUUCAUUCCAGAGUUUUUUGCCUCCCAACAAACAUUUUCAGACAUCCUUAUCUCAAAGAGAAGAGAGACAUAGUCAACCAAGUAUUUCUGGUCAGUGUUUGGAUCAUUCUAUUCUACACAUACUUCAGGAUCCUCGCCACUGCAAAAGCAGCCGCUACAUCCGCCAAGAAGGCGAGGAACACUGUCCUCCUCCAUGGCUUCCAGCUGCUGCUGUGUAUGCUCACCUAUGUUUAUAAUUUAACCUUGGAUGGCCUGAUAUUGUUGUUCCCAAAAGGAGUUCUGGCCAUUCGCUUUGCCGUCUCAAUAUUUAUUCAUGUUCUUCCGCGACUCAUCAGUCCGGUGGUUUACGGGCUGCGAGACAAGACUUUCAGAAAGUACCUGAAAAAUGAUCUGUUCUGUUCAACAUGUGCUGACACUAAACAACACAAAAGACAGAAAACAAAUCCUUUGUGAAGUCAUGUUUUAGUUUGUCCUGCUAUACUAGCACAUCUGUAUUUUGAAAAUGGAACAUUGUGACAGUAGUUGUAGUGCUUUUGUGUGUUUAGUUUAGUGCUUUUUUGUCUUUGAACAAAUUAAAGGAAGGAAUCAAUUUUA
Messenger RNA from Solea senegalensis (Senegalese sole), 2101 nucleotides. Its product is annotated as odorant receptor 131-2-like. The coding region runs from base 1004 to 1960 and encodes 318 amino acids. The transcript is spliced from 3 exons. Gene Ontology annotation, molecular function: G protein-coupled receptor activity. Gene Ontology annotation, cellular component: membrane. The record is from RefSeq and is a predicted model, not a curated record. Gene Ontology annotation, biological process: G protein-coupled receptor signaling pathway. Lineage: Eukaryota; Metazoa; Chordata; Actinopteri; Pleuronectiformes; Soleidae.